AUGGCCUCCGGCCUCGACGCAGAGUCAAACAGCUCUGGAGAUGCCUGCUUCGGCUCUGGCGAUGCCUGCUUCGGCUCCGGCGAUGUCUGCUUCGGCUCCGGCGAUGCCUGCUUCGGCUCCGGCGAUGCCUGCUUCGGCUCCGGAGAUGCCUGCUUCGGCUCCGGAGAUGCCUGCUUCGGCUCCGGAGAUGCCUGCUUCGGCUCCGGAGAUGCCUGCUUCGGCUCCGGAGAUGCCUGCUUCGGCUCCGGCGAUGCCUGCUUCGGCUCCGGCGAUGCCUGCUUCGGCUCCGGCGAUGCCUGCUUCGGCUCCGGCGAUGCCUGCUUCGGCUCCGGAGAUGCCUGCUUCGGCUCCGGCGAUGCCUGCUUCGGCUCCGGAGAUGCCUGCUUCGGCUCCGGAGAUGCCUGCUUCGAUGCCUGCUUCGGCUCCGGAGAUGCCUGCUUCUGCUCCGGAGAUGCCUGCUUCUGCUCCGGAGAUGCCUGCUUCGGCUCCGGAGAUGCCUGCUUCGGCUCCGGAGAUGCCUGCUUCGGCUCCGGAGAUGCCUGCUUCGGCUCCGGAGAUGCCUGCUUCGGCUCCGGAGAUGCCUGCUUCGGCUCCGGAGAUGCCUGCUUCGGCUCCGGAGAUGCCUGCUUCGGCUCCGGAGAUGCCUGCUUCGGCUCCGGAGAUGCCUGCUUCGGCUCCGGAGAUGCCUGCUUCGGCUCCGGAGAUGCCUGCUUCGGCUCCGGAGAUGCCUGCUUCGGCUCCGGAGAUGCCUGCUUCGGCUCCGGAGAUGCCUGCUUCGGCUCCGGAGAUGCCUGCUUCGGCUCCGGCGAUGCCUGCUUCGGCUCCGGCGAUGCCUGCUUCGGCUCCGGCGAUGCCUGCUUCGGCUCCGGAGAUGCCUGCUUCGGCUCCGGAGAUGCCUGCUUCGGCUCCGGAGAUGCCUGCUUCGGCUCCGGAGAUGCCUGCUUCGGCUCCGGAGAUGCCUGCUUCGGCUCCGGAGAUGCCUGCUUCGGCUCCGGAGAUGCCUGCUUCGGCUCCGGAGAUGCCUGCUUCGGCUCGGAGAUGCCUGCUUCUGCUCUGGAGCAGGAGAUGCUGGCUUAUUUGAAUCACGUUUGGUGUUGUGUGUGGAGAUAG
Messenger RNA from Haplochromis burtoni (Burton's mouthbrooder), 1110 nucleotides. RefSeq names its product loricrin-like. Bases 1 to 1110 code for a protein of 369 amino acids. Lineage: Eukaryota; Metazoa; Chordata; Actinopteri; Cichliformes; Cichlidae. The record is from RefSeq and is a predicted model, not a curated record. The transcript is spliced from 3 exons.